Molecule: messenger RNA, 1597 nt
Organism: Phalacrocorax carbo (great cormorant)
Lineage: Eukaryota; Metazoa; Chordata; Aves; Suliformes; Phalacrocoracidae
Source: RefSeq, a predicted model, not a curated record
CCACGCCCCGCCCCUCCCCCUCCCCGCCCCUCCCCCACGGGGCCCGUUUGGGGGGGGGGGGGGGCCGGGGCAAGCGGCCGGACUCCGGGGCCCCCCCAUGGGGGUGGGGGGAGGGGCGGGGUUGCCCCUCCUCCCCUCCCCCACCGGCGUGGGGGGAGGGGCGGGGCGUGGGGUGGGGGAGGGGUUGUUUUCGGCAAAGGCGAGCGAAGGUGGCAGGGUUAUGGAGUUCCAAGAGGCCGCCCCUCCCCCCGAGGUCAAGCAGGGGGCUGUGUUGGAGACCCCCUUCGGGGCCGUCAACGUCACCCUGGUGGGGUCGCCCCGCCCCGGCCGCCCCGCCCUCCUCACUUUCCCUGACGUCGGCCACACCCACGCCUCGUGCUUCGCCCCCCUCUUCGCCCACCCCGAGAUGCAGGAGAUCGUCAAGAACUUCCUGGUGGUUCACGUGGACCCGCCCGGAAUGGAGGAGGGUGCCCCGCCCUACCCCGCCGGCUACCAGUACCCCUCACUGGAGCAACUGGCUGAGAUGAUCCCCUGCAUCCUCCAGUACCUCAACAUCGCCAGCAUCAUCGGCAUGGGGGUGGGGGCCGGCGCCUUCGUCCUGGCCAAAUUUGGGCUGCUGCACCCCGAGGCCGUCGAGGGGCUGGUGCUCGUCAACAUCGACCCCCACGCCAAGGGCUGGAUGGAUUGGGCGGCCCACAAGCUGUCAGGGCUGACGUCGUCAACCACCGAGAUGAUUCUGGCCCAUCUCUUCACCCAGGAGGAGCUGGCGGCCGCCCCUCCCCCAGUGGUGCAGGGCCGGGAACGUCUGGGGGCGACGCCCAACGCCCCCCUGCUGUGGGGCAUGUACAACAGCCGCGGGGACCUGGGCCUGGAGCGCAGCGGGGCCGGGAGCCUCCGCUGCCCCGUCCUGCUGGUGGUGGGUGACAACGCCCCGCACGAGGACGCCGUGGUGGAGUGCAACGCGAAGCUGGACCCGACCCAGACGUCCUUCCUGAAGAUGGCGGACGGCGGGGGGCAGCCCCAGCUCACCCAGCCGGCCAAGCUGACGGAGGCCUUCAAGUACUUCGUGCAGGGGAUGGGCUACGUCCCCCACGUCCUGGACCGGAAGCGGAGCGUGGGGCCAGUGGCGGCGGCGGCCAUGACGCGCCUCUCCCGCUCCCGCACUUCCUCCCUGGGCGGCGAGGCCGAGCGGGGGGCGGAGCCGCACCCUGUCGCGGGGCGAGGCCGGGGGCGCCCCCCCCGCCCCCUGAGACCCCCCGGGGACCCCCCCAAACCCCCCCCGGGACCCCCAACCCCCCUGGGACCCCCCAACCCCUCCCCCGCCCCCUGAGACCCCCCGGGGGACCCCCCAAACUCCCCCCCGGGACCCCCAACCCCCCCGGGACCCCCCAACCCCUCCCCCGCCCCCUGAGACCCCCCGGGGACCCCCCAAACUCCCCCCGGGACCCCCAACCCCCCCGGGACCCCCCAACCCCUCCCCCGCCCCCUGAGACCCCCCGGGGACCCCCCAAACCCCUCCUGGGACCCCCAACCCCCCCGGGACCCCCCAACCCCUCCCCGACCCCCCCCAAUUCCUCCCAGACCCCCCCCCCUCGGG